CGGGCCUAUACUUUAAAGACCAAAAAUGUCCAUUACAAAUGAAAUAACCUCCCGCUCUUUUCAGUUUUCACUGUCCUCUACCUCUCUUCAGCGCUUCUCUUCCCAGUUCCCACUCUGAACCCCCAGCUAUACUUGCAGGCGAACAAAUAGCGAGUAGAAGAUUAGCCAUUGAGUGGAAACAGCUAAGAAAAUGAGGGAAGUAGAAAUCGACAGGCUAAGAGGGGUUGUGAGGGACUGCGUUAGCAAGCACUUGUACUCGUCGGCGAUCUUCUUCGCCGAUAAAGUGGCAGCUAUGACGUCGGACCCCGCCGAUAUCUAUAUGCAGGCGCAAGCACUGUACAUCGGCGGCCACUAUCGCCGUGCUUUCCACCUCCUCAACGCGUCCCAAAUUGUCCCCCGCGACCUGCGCUUCCGUUAUCUGGCUGCCAAGUGCCUGGGGGAACUGAAAGAGUGGGAUCAAUGCCAACAAAUUCUUGGUAAUGCAAAUGUGGAUGAAGAUGGAAAUGUUACAGAACUUGGUGAUUGUAGUAGCAUGUACCUGGACAAAGAUGGUGAAGAUCGUGAAAUCAAUAUUUUGUCUGCAAUAUGCUUCUUGAGGGGAAAGGCAUCUGAAGCAUUGGAGAACCGUGCACAAGCUCGGCUAUGGUAUAAAGCUGCCAUCAAAGCUGAUCCUCUGUGUUAUGAGGCAUUGGCAUGUCUUGUAGAGAAUCAUAUGUUGACUUAUGAUGAAGAGGCUAGCCUACUUUUGUCGUUGCAGUUUGGUGCUGAAGAUGGUUGGCUUUCUUCAUUUUACUCUUGCAUGGUAAAGAAGUAUGAUAACGAAAACAUGGUGGAAGCCAAAUUUAGGGAACUAGAACAGGAUGGUCCUGGUACGAAAGCUUCAGACAAAUCCUUAUCGUGCACCUUCAAGACAAAUACUGAUCUUUUGUCCUGCAAAGCUGAGUACUAUCAUCAAUGCGGUGAAUACCAGAAAUGUUUUGAACUAACAUCCACAUUACUCGAGAAGGAUCCAUUUCAUCUUAAGUCUACCCUAGUGCAUUUGGCAGCAGCAAUGGAACUGGGGCACUCAAAUGAGCUGUAUCUCAUGGCAUGUAACUUAGUCAAGGACUACCCUCAGCAGGCAUUAUCAUGGUUUGCCGUUGGUUGCUACUACUAUUGUAUAAAAAAGUAUGAUCAAGCACGUCGUUAUUUCAGCAAGGCCACGAGUUUGGAUGGAACAUUUGCUCCAGCUUGGAUAGGUUAUGGGAAUGCUUAUGCAGCUCGAGAAGAGGGAGACCAAGCAAUGUCAGCCUACCGUACUGCUGCUCGCUUAUUUCCAGGAUGCCAUUUACCAUCUUUGUACAUAGGAAUGGAGUAUAUGAGAACCCACAGCUUCAAACUUGCUGAACAGUUUUUUAUGCAGGCAAAGGUAAUAUGCCCAUUGGAUCCACUUGUAUACAAUGAACUUGGAGUUGUUGCUUACCAUAUGAACGAGUAUAUAAAAGCUGCCCAUUGGUUCAAGAAGACAUUGGCUCACAUCUCAUCUAGCCUGAGUGAGAUGUGGGAACCAACUGUAGUAAAUCUUGCUCACACUUUGCGAAAAUUGAAGAUGUACAGUGAGGCAAUUACAUACUAUGAAAAAGCCAUUGCUUUGUCUACAAAUAGUUUAAGUACUUAUGCAGGACUUGCGUACACGUACCACCUGCAGGGAGAGUUUACUGCAGCGAUUACUUAUUACCACAAAGCUUUAUGGCUCAACCCAGCUGAUAAAUUCUGCACAGAAAUGCUGACAUUGGCUCUAGCUGAUGAAUGUCGACAAGCCCCUGCUCUACCAAAACCAUAUAAUGUUGAGCUGUGAAAUUUAGAUGGCAC
Molecule: messenger RNA, 1851 nt
Organism: Cuscuta epithymum
Lineage: Eukaryota; Viridiplantae; Streptophyta; Magnoliopsida; Solanales; Convolvulaceae
Source: the annotation of a GenBank genome assembly